AGAGGGUCAACAUACAUUUCCCGCUUCUUUUCCCGCGGAUAUAUAUUUUGAAAAGCUGAAGAGAAGCGCGAGUUGUCCUUCCAGAGCGCCCUACACCUUUCAAGCGAUGCUUUCCCCCCUUCCGUAGAAUGGACCAGCCUGGAAAGUACCAAAACUUUUCGCUAGGGGAGGGGUGUGUACGUGAUUCGUGGCUGUUUUCUCCCACACAGCGGUGGGCUUGGUUCUCACAUCCGAGACGCAACAGACAUGCCCCUGUCAGGAAAUUUAAGACCUUUCAUAUUAUUUGAGGGCUUCGUAAAUAAAAAGAAGGGCUUCCUUCUCAUCCCCCCUGUUCAGGUGUUGAAGAUGGUUCCGUCUGUGGUAUCUGGUUGCCUAGCAACGGGCUGAGACUUCAGGAGUAUCCUACAGGAGAAGAAGGGGGGAUCAGAAAUGUCCAGAAUGUCUCAUCGCUGUUCUAGUACAUUACCCUUGUUGGCUGACAUCCACGAGCAGAAUGUGGCCUUUGUGCUUUGCACCUCAGAAACUGAGACUGCCGGCCUAUGUAUCUUGAAAGAACUCCUCAUAAAGACUCUUUUUUCACUGGCCCAGAAACCAACCGAUUCCAUGUUUGGCAUUGUCAGCUGUGCCAACCAGCAGGUGUUAAAAUGGCAGAAAAGUUUGGUAGAAUGUUCCCUCCGCAGUGUCACUGAAGCAGCUGCCUGGAUCAGAGCCCUUCAGAGCAGCAGUGAGGCCAGUCCUGUGAUGGCUGUGGCAGCAGCGCUGGAAGACCCCUUUUGCCAAGCAGUGUACCUGUUCACCAGUGGGCUACCUGAGCAUGCUGUGGAGGAAAUCAGUAGUCACCUUAAGGAGGCAGAGCAAGCGCACCCAGUGCACAUAGUAUACUUGGUAGGAAGCAGAGGGGGAAAUGAACACGGGGCACAAGAAAUAAUGGAGGAAGUGGCCAAGGCGUCUGGUGGUUCCUUUCAAGCAAUCAGUGUCAGCUCUGAUGAGGAUAUUCCUGGCUGCAGUGAAAGCAUUUGCCACUCUGAUUGUAUGUGCAAGCAGCCCUGUUCCUCUCUGUUGAUAGGCCAUCAUGCUACAGCACGAUUUCCUUCGGGUGCUUGGAGCCCAGUAAAGGAGGAUUUCGUUGACUGGUCUCCAGAGGUUUACAAUUUGCAGAGGGGGGUUCAAGUCCUCGCCAGAAGAGAGACAGAUGGGUUUUACUAUCUGGGUCACAUUGUCCAAGAGGUUAAGGGCUCCAGAGAACACGUUCUGAUUGAGUUCCAAAGAUCUCGACAGUCCCGGAAAGGCAAGAUCCUGUGUCAGAUGCAAGAAACGCCCCUUUACGAUGUCAUCCAUUAUGAGGAUGCCAGGUGGCAGCCCUUAGCUCCAGGAGAUGCAGUCCUGGCUCCGUGGGACAAGAAAGGUGAAAGAUACGGUCCAGGCGUGAUCCUUCAGGUUGCAGAGGCUGGGCCUCAUUCAGGUGCUGCUUGUUUUGUGCCCUUUCCUUUUCCUUUCCUUUUAAUUUAA
Molecule: messenger RNA, 1509 nt
Organism: Podarcis raffonei (Aeolian wall lizard)
Lineage: Eukaryota; Metazoa; Chordata; Lepidosauria; Squamata; Lacertidae
Exons: 6
Coding region: 430-1509 (359 amino acids)
Source: RefSeq, a predicted model, not a curated record